Messenger RNA from Trichoderma gamsii, 1671 nucleotides. Its product is annotated as 2-methylcitrate dehydratase. The coding region runs from base 1 to 1671 and encodes 556 amino acids. Gene Ontology annotation, cellular component: mitochondrion. Gene Ontology annotation, molecular function: 2-methylcitrate dehydratase activity; 2 iron, 2 sulfur cluster binding. The record is from RefSeq and is a predicted model, not a curated record. NCBI's taxonomy places the organism in Eukaryota, Fungi, Ascomycota, Sordariomycetes, Hypocreales, Hypocreaceae. The transcript has 3 exons.
AUGUCCGCCAUCUCACGGAGCAUCAGAUCAGCAUCCAAGCUGCGAGUCCAGUCGUCCCGCGGUCUCUGCUCGGCCUCCAUCGGCGCCAGUCGCCUUGCCUCGUCCGGCUUUGCUGCUGCCAAAGCUGCCACUCCUGCCGCGCGCACCAACUUCUCAACCUCGUCGUUCAAACUGUCUGGAGCGCCCGCCAUGUCUUCUUCUUCGCGCGAGUACGAUCCUGAGAUCAAGGACAUUGCCGACUAUGUCGCCAACAAGGCAAUUGACUCCGAAUUAGCUUUUGACACCGCUCGAUGGAUUCUCCUCGACACUCUGGGCUGCGGUCUUGAGGGCCUUCGCUUCAAGGAGUGCGCCAAGCUGCUCGGUCCUACCGUUCCCGGCACCGUCGUGCCCAACGGCACCAAGGUUCCCGGCACUCCCUUUGUGCUGGACCCCAUCAACGGAGCCUUCAACAUUGGUGCCAUGAUCCGAUGGCUCGACUUCAACGACUGCUGGCUGGCCGCUGAAUGGGGCCACCCCUCGGACAACCUGGGCGCUAUCCUGGCCGUCGCUGACUGGAUCAACCGCACCAACAAGGCCGGCGGCAACCUGGCUGGCGGCAAGAUCUUCACCAUCCGCGACGUGCUCGAGGGCAUGAUCAAGGCCCACGAGAUCCAGGGCUGCCUGGCUCUGCUCAACUCGUACAACAAGGUCGGCCUCGACCACGUCGUCCUGGUCAAGGUUGCCUCCACCGCCGUCGUCUCCAAGAUGCUCGGCCUCAGCGAGAAGCAGAUCGCCGACGCCGUCACCCAGGCCUGGGUCGAUGGCCAGAGUCUGCGAACCUACCGCCACAGCCCCAACACCAUGUCCCGCAAAUCUUGGGCUGCUGGUGAUGCCUGCCAGCGCGCUGUCAACCUGGCCCUCAAGGUCAUGAAGGGCGAGAGCGGCAUUCCCACCGUCCUGUCUGCUCCCACCUGGGGUUUCUACGAUGUCCUGUUCAAGGGCAAGAAGUUUGAGUUCCAGCGCCCCUACGGCAGCUACGUGAUGGAGAAUGUUCUGUUCAAGGUCUCCUACCCUGCCGAGUUCCACUCCCAGACCGCCGUCGAGGCUUCUGAGAAGAUCCACCAUCAGCUCAAGGCCAUGGGCAAGACCGCCGCUGACAUCAAGAACAUCACCUGCCGAACCCACGAGGCCUGCAUCCGCAUCAUUGACAAGCAGUUCAAGCCCAUGGACAACUUCGCCGACCGUGACCACUGCAUCCAGUACAUGUGCUCCGUCAUGCUCGUCUUCGGCCGCCUCGAGGCCACCGACUACGUUGACGGCUCUGAGGCUGCUACUUCUGAGCUGGUUGAGUCUCUGCGCCAGAAGAUCAAGUGUGUCGAGGAUCCCAAAUACACUCAGGACUACCAUGACCCUGCCCAGCGAACCAUCUCCAACGCCCUGACUGUCGAGCUCAACGACGGCACCGUCCUCGAUGAGGUUGCCGUUGAGGCUCCUCUGGGCCACCGUCUCCGCCGUGAGGAGGCCAAGCCCGUCAUCCUGGCCAAGUACAAGCGCCACCUGGGCCCUCACUUCCCCGAGGCCACCGUCAACGAGCUUGUCGAGCUGAGCUUGGACAGCAAGAGGCUGGAGGCCAUGACUGUGGAUGAGUACGUUGACAAGUAUGCUGUCAAGGAGAGCAAGUUUGUUGUUUAG